AUGUCGUCAACAGACAACCCGCUUUCAAUUAUAACCGUCAUUGAUGUAAUCAACUCGGUUGUUGUUAUAGUGUCGGUGGCGGUCUCCGUAGUGGGCUCUGCGGUGGAUACCGUUGAACUUUCCGUCGUGCUUUCUGUUGAGCUUCCUGUUGAGCUUUCUGUUGAACUGUUGGCCAAGCUUUUAACUGAGCUUGCAAUUGGGAUUUCUGAUGAGCUUCCUGUUGAGAUUUCCGUGGAGGAUGCCUGGGAUGUUUCCUUUCUAUUGUCAUCAAAGUUCCUUGGCCAAGUGUAUAUCGAGACCGGAAUAAAUGGUGAAACUGUUAUCUAUACAUGGACGGUAUUGCCAAGCGAUAUCUCCUUGGCCGAGCACUUGAAUAAGCAUACGACCACAACUACAAGCACAACAACGCUUACGACCACACUAACAACCACAUCCACGGUCAAUUCCAAAUACGCAUUUACAACAACACUCACUACCACGUCGACCAUAACGGGGAUUCCGGUUACAGCGACUGUAUCGACGGCUACAGCAAAUGGAGCUACUGUGACAGAGAAUGCCUUGCCGGUCACCGUAACAAGAACCGUGUAUGAUCAGAAUUCUCAGCUAGUUACCGUGUUGCCCGUGACUGUGACCACCACUGUUCCAGGCAAGACCUACGAGUCAACAAUCACAAGCACGGCGACAAGCACAGUACUUGUAGAGUAUCUCCAGCCCGUUGAAGUUGUGAAUAAUGACGAAGAAGAGCGACUUGCUGCUGAAGCUGCUGCCGAAGCUGCUGCUGCCGCCGAAGCUGCUGCUGCAGAGGCGGCUACAAAAAUUACAAUAGCGCCGGUGAAUUGCUUUAUUAAGCCAACUCGCCGCAUUGACGUGGACUUUGUCAAGGAUAAGUAUGAUUCCGACACCGGCACGGAUGAGGAUGCUUAA
This is a messenger RNA of Kickxella alabastrina, 924 nucleotides long. RefSeq lists its product as uncharacterized. Bases 1 to 924 code for a protein of 307 amino acids. NCBI's taxonomy places the organism in Eukaryota, Fungi, Kickxellomycota, Kickxellomycetes, Kickxellales, Kickxellaceae. The record is from RefSeq and is a predicted model, not a curated record. The transcript has 4 exons.